UUCCCACAGAAUUUAUAGUUUAAUUAGAGAAAAAAGUGCUGGGAAAAACGUUUUGAGCAAAUAGUGCAAUGUCGUGUUAGAUUUUGUCAAUUUUGCCUUGCAUGUUUUGUUUUAUUGUGUAGGUCUGUGUCUGCUUUUGUCUUAGUAAGCUGCCAAGGGAUUAAUCAAUGUAUCACAUUUAACGGAAGGGUAGAAGUUAAGUGAAAACACUUUAAUGAGAACAGGCAGCCAGGUAGGCUAUUGAGAUGAAAGGCUGUGCAUAAAUUCACAAGGAAGGUAGACCUGCAGAGCCAAAACAGUGUGGAAAAUCACCUGUCUUGGGAACGAAAAAUAUAGGGAACAACUUUGUAAAUGUCAUUGCUUAGAGUCAAGAUGUUAGGAGGAAUUCUCUGAAGUAAAAUAUGGGAGAGGGGUAGGAUAUGGCAGUGUAAGGGUGUAGAGUUUGGUUGAGGUGACAAUUCAAGGUGGCCUUAUCUUCUCACAGGAAACAAUACAGAAACACAGGAACUUCAACUCAGGAGGAAGAUGAAAGAUUGCGUCACUGAAGAACAUUUAUAUUUGGCUUUUUCUCAUCAGUACAGAGAGAGUAUCUUUCCUCUUCAUACAUCUAUCUCCCUGUUUUUGCUAUCCUACUGUGACUGCAAAUUAUUUAAAAUUUUCUUAGUGCCAACUGGCGAAGAUGUGGGUGAUCAGUGUGUGACGAAAAACCUCCCUGGCGAUCUUGAGGUGCAUUUAAUCUCCAGGUGUCAGCUUCCAGAGGUUGUGCGGAGCUGCAGUUUACCUGCAGUUGUUGUGAAAGAUGGCAAAUUCUGCCGAGCUGGGCUUUCUGUUGUCUUAAGAUAUAUAAUACAGAAAACAUACGAGGCAGAUCCAUCUAAAAAGGAUGUUUUGGAACUCUUGGGCUUUAAGAAGACUUGCUUAAAAGCUUGUGCUGAAGUUAGCCAGUGGACCAGACUUUGUGAGAUCAGCAUUCCUCUGGCUGUGGAAAGGUUUUUGACGGCGUCUCCUGAGCACUGUCAGGCUAUUCCUCCUGACAUUUUACAGUUUGAAAGGAAGCUUGGAGAACCUGUCCGAGUACAUAAUGAUGACAAAAUUCGUAGGCAAAAACUUCAACAGCAGAAGGCAGGUGCCAAGGCUGCAGUGCCCAUACUUGGUGAAGAAGCAGAAAGGGAAUUAAAAGCAGGGGAAGUGCAUGAGCAUCCACCCCCAAGUUUGGAACUGAGUUUAGCUUUCUCCAAGCUGCUUGUCCAGGAAGCAUCAGAUGCAGUCAGCAGAGAGGCCUCCCACAUCAGGAGAACAAAAACUUCUGACCUUCCGCUCUUGGACCACAUCUUUGCAGAAGGGCUUUAUUUUACUGUGGCAGAUUUAGUGCUAUUUCCAUGCAUCCAUCAGUUCUUGGUUUCCAGCAAGAAACAAGGCAGAAACCUGGUAAAUUUACCACUGAUAUCCACUUGGUAUCGAAGAGUUCAAGAAGUACCUGGAGUAAAGAAAGCUGCUGGCAAAUGCAAUAUGGAGCUUCUCCAGCUUCCAGAGUUGAUGUCUGCUCCAGAGGAACAGGCACAGGACUUCUCUUCAGUUCCUGAUGAGUUAGAAGAGGAGAACGAAGACAGUCAUUUUAUAGGUGGUCCAAGGCCAACUAUGACUAAGUUAAUGGAAAAUGGAAUUGAAGCAAAGUUUUUUCCACAUCCAUGCCCCAACUGGACCCUAGACUGGACCAGUCUACCGUCUGCAGUCAGUCCUGGGGAAGGAAAGAUGUCUAGAGACCGGGCUCUCAGGAAGCAGCAGCAACUGAACAAUUUGGUAGGAGUGGUGACAAAGCUUGCAAAGCCUGGAGAUGUGAUUGUGGAUUUUUGCAGUGGAGGGGGCCAUGUUGGAAUUGUUCUUGCUCACAUGAUGCCAUCAUGUCAGGUGGUACUCAUAGAAAAUAAGGAGUUGUCUCUGAUCCGUGCUAAAGACAGAAGUGAUGAACUAGGUUUAAACAACAUUUGGUUCAUUCAAGCAAAUCUGGACUAUUUUAAUGGGACUUUUAACAUCGGGGUGGCUCUGCACGCCUGUGGUGUGGCCACAGACAUGGUGAUUGAGCACUGCAUCCGGGCACGGGCAGCCUUUGUCAUCUCCCCUUGCUGUUAUGGCUUCAUUCAAAACACAGUCAAGUUCAAAUAUCCACGAAGUCGUCAGUUCAAAGAAAUUUUGUCCUACAAGGAGCACAUGAUUCUUUGCAGAUUUGCAGAUCAGACAGCUGUUCAGCUUCCACCUGAACGCAGGCUAAUUGGAAAACAGUGUAUGGGGCUUGUGGAUCUGGAUCGGGCAUGGGCUGCAGAGGAACAGAACUACUCUGUCCAAGUUAUAUCUAUGGAGCCAGAGAGUUGUUCUCCAAAGAACAAUAUGUUUGUGGGCACCCCUACUUAGAGUGUGAAACUUGCAUUCGAUUUGAAAUAGAACAUAAAUCUUCAGUGCAUAAUGACAUCCAGCAGAUAGAAGCAGAGCUGGGAACCAGACAUCACGCAUCUUGAACGCAUUGCGCUCGGAAAAGGAAGCAGCCCAAAAAGUCUUAAAAAGCAAACUGCAUGCAGAGCAUCACAAAUCAACUUGCGAUGUGUCAUUAAGCAACUUUUGAGAAGUUUCUGGAUCUAAUGACUGUGCAUGGAAUUAUAUCCAUCUGUAAAGAUUUAGAAAAAAGUUGGUCUCAUUGAAGGGAAGGUGGUUUCCUUUUCAGUAAAACUGUUUCUUGGCUGCCUGAAAAUUGCGUUCGUGGUCAAAACUGCGUUUGGGUUUAUAAGCAGAGCAGUUAUCAGCCAGAAGUGCUGAUCACUAGAGGAACAGAAAAGAUCAGAUUUACGGUGUUAGUGAAGAAAGAUGUGGAACAGGUGGCUUGACUUUGCUAAAGAAUUCCAUACUACUGUAGGAAGAUUAUUUUUAAUAAAAGUUCAUCAGAUUA
Lepidothrix coronata (blue-crowned manakin) is the source of this 2938-nucleotide messenger RNA. RefSeq names its product glutathione S-transferase C-terminal domain containing (gene GSTCD). The transcript has 12 exons. Bases 526 to 2409 code for a protein of 627 amino acids. The record is from RefSeq and is a predicted model, not a curated record. Lineage: Eukaryota; Metazoa; Chordata; Aves; Passeriformes; Pipridae.